AUGCAAUGCAAGUCAAAACCAUUCACAUUUAACCAUGCUGAUAUCUCAACUCCCGAUAUUAACGAGGUUAUGUGGUCUACAAUUCUUGAUCAACAUCAGUCUCGAGCUGAUCCCAUGUUUGCCAAUCUCGUUGUCGUCGGAAACGCGUUCUCCAGUUUGAAUCACCAGGCAGAGGCAGACAGACGCAUGCUCAUCAACAACGACAACGAGAAAUUAAAGUCCUUGCAGCAGCAUCACCCUGAACACUUGGUUUUCUUGACAACCAAGCACAAGUCAAAGAUUGGCCGACACCAAAAGUACGCGAACAUGAGCCAGAGAGGCACCUCGAUCGAGAGCCGCCUGGGAGUUGACCCAAUCAGACUUUCCGGGAAUUGGACAGCUUUUGUUGUUAUCCGAUAG
Fusarium fujikuroi IMI 58289 is the source of this 399-nucleotide messenger RNA. RefSeq lists its product as uncharacterized. The record is from RefSeq and is a predicted model, not a curated record. The transcript has a single exon. The coding region runs from base 1 to 399 and encodes 132 amino acids. Lineage: Eukaryota; Fungi; Ascomycota; Sordariomycetes; Hypocreales; Nectriaceae.